Mercenaria mercenaria is the source of this 2178-nucleotide messenger RNA. RefSeq names its product mRNA decay activator protein ZFP36L2-like. Lineage: Eukaryota; Metazoa; Mollusca; Bivalvia; Venerida; Veneridae. The record is from RefSeq and is a predicted model, not a curated record. Gene Ontology annotation, molecular function: mRNA binding; metal ion binding. The transcript has 2 exons. Bases 114 to 1313 code for a protein of 399 amino acids.
UUUUAUAUUACGGGAGAAACGUGUAGCGGAAAGUCAGUUGUAGUGCGAACUUUACAUGCGAUAGAAGGAUACACAAAUUUAAAAUUAAACUGUUUAUUUCUGAAGCUGACAUCAUGUCUACGACUUCUUUCUAUGAUGUCGGGGAUGUUAUAUUACAGAACAUGAAGUUAAACCAAUUGAGACAACAACAACAAAAUCAAAGUGCUGAACGAAGGAAUACAAUUGGUGCACCAGUGAACAUUCAACGGAAUAGGAAUUUCUCUAUCGGAAAUUUUACUCCAGUGACUGGGAAUAACGUUACACCUGUGAUUCCUAUGGAUAACCAGAAUGGAUUGAAUGAUCAUAGAAAAUUGGAUAGAUCUUACAGUGAGCCUUGUGAUAGAACAAUGAAUAACAACACAAACUUGAACACUCAGCAGCCUCAGAAACAGCCUGCUGUGAAUUCCAGUAGAUAUAAGACUGAACUUUGUCGUCCGUUUGAAGAAAGUGGACAUUGUAAAUAUGCAGAUAAGUGCCAAUUUGCUCAUGGAGCACAUGAACUCAAACAAUUACAAAGGCAUCCGAAGUACAAAACUGAACUCUGUCGCACAUUCCACUCUAAGGGAUUUUGUCCAUACGGACCUAGAUGCAAUUUUGUUCACAAUGACGAUGUUAGCAAAUGUAAUGAAAAGAACAAUCGUGUCUUAUCGACGCAGGUAGUUCAGCAACAACAAGCUACGCAGUAUUUCCAACACAUCUCUCCGCCUGGGUUCAGUCAGUCACCGCCACCAAUGGUUCAGCGACCAACUAGCAUCAGUUUCAAUUCUAGUUUCAAUGGUUCUUUGGGCUCCUCCGUGGAUUCAUCACCACCUUCAAGUGUGGGUAGCGAAAGCCCAUCACUUAGUCCAGUGUUUUUCGGAGAGGACAUUCAAAUGUUGAAUCCUGGAUAUUUACCAAUGAACAACGGGCUCAAUUUUGACAAUUCUACAAAUGGUAAUGUGUUCAAUAUGCCAGAAAUGGCACCCAUAGAUCUCGCUCCUUUAAACAUUCAAACGCAAUUGAACGCGGAUUUGGGACUGUUAACGCAGCAAUUCAAUGCCUUGUUAAACUUGAACAAUCAUAGCAAUAACAACGAAAAAGUUUCCGCGUUUGAGGAAUGGGACUCAAACCUGUUUACGGCACAGCCACCGGCUUCACCAGAUUCAAUUUCAGGCGAUAGUGUAGGAAGUGCUAGCAGUUUUGGUACUAGUAACACUUUUUCAUCGUGUGGUUCACCCAUGGAGUCUGGAAAGAACUUUAGAUUACCGGUAUUCAAUCACAUUUCCCAGGAUUAAGAAACUUUGUGAUCCAUUUAAAUUGCCUUAUUGGAUAGCUGUUGAAAAUGUGUAUUUUCUAAUUUUAUAUUUAGAUAAUCUGGGGGUUGACUGCAACUAAUUUUACUGAACAAUAAAUUGUGACUAGUAUUUCAUAUGAUCACAACAUGGUUACCCUUGUUCUAGAAUUUUGGACAGUAAUGUUUAGAUCCGAGGAUAGUACAUUAAAUAUUGCGGUGAACCCUCUUACUUAUCUUGAUAGUUCACCUGUAUGAAAUGUUUUUCAUUCCUGUUUUACAUAUUUAUUUUUUGAGAGAUACAGACUUCAGGCGAAGUCAUAAUUUGACAAAUUGUGGUAAAUGUAGCUUAUAUUGAAGGUUACACAUCCGCAGAUUUUAGUAUUAAAGUAUUAUUAUUUUCCCAGGGCAAUUGUAGUUUUUUUUUACUUGGAAGUGCCUAAUGUUAUUGUAAUUUGUCAGGUACAAUGUGUGCUAAUCUACACUGUUCAUUAAUACUUGCAUUCAUGAGUCUGUUUACUGCUUUUCACUCAUAAUUUGAGAAAAUAUUUAUUGUAUUAAACGUUCAUGCAUUUAAAUUAUUAAUUUCUCUCAUAUUUUCGUACCUGUAAACUCAUUUUGUUUUUUUUCCAUUGAAUCAAGUUAUGUUCAAAUAUUAAUUUGUUAAAUUAUUAAAAAUUAUCAAAAAAAAUCCAAAGAGUUUGGGAACAUUUAUCAUUUUGCAAUUUCCAUUUCUUCAUCUCACUGUUAAUAUCCAUUGAUCAUGUUAUUUAUAUUUAACGAAACAAAAUAUCCAGGUUUGGAUGUACAAUUUAUCAUUUUUGAAAAAAAAGAUGUUAAAAAAAAAUAAAAUAUAUUUUCAAAGCUUA